Molecule: messenger RNA, 420 nt
Organism: Rodentolepis nana
Lineage: Eukaryota; Metazoa; Platyhelminthes; Cestoda; Cyclophyllidea; Hymenolepididae
Source: the annotation of a GenBank genome assembly
AUGGCUUCGAGAAUAGGCGCUCAAGUUUCCAGUGUAGUUUUGGGUGUCUUAUUUAUUGCGUCUGGUUCAUUCAAAACUAUAAGGUUUAAUUCCUCUCUUUAUCGAGAACUGUUAAAAGCCUUUAAAAUCUUCUCUGACGUAUCUCCCAUUCGUGUUCUUGGAUUCAAACCAAAUCCUCAAAUUUAUAUGCAAACUUCCGGCGUUUUAGAACUUAUAUUUGGCACGGCUCUUGCUGCAGGAACCAUUCGAUCUCAAAAUAUUUCAUGUAUGGGUUUAAUGUGCAUGAUGUUCCUUACAUCUUAUUGUCAUAUAGUUCUUGGAGAUGUCAGUAGUGCUGCUGUGCCUAUAGGCUAUUUAUUCCUUAUUUAUUGGCUGCGAUCAUCUUUGAAAAAAUCUCAGGAAGAAAGAUAUCAAUCGUGA